CUGCAAGAUUGCUUUUCAAAGGGAACAAAUCAAGUUUUCUUUAUAUUAUUAUGCCCUGGACAAAGAAGCAAUUGAUGCCAUGGAAAAGCCCUCAUGAAUAGUGUUCAAGCAUAAAAGGAUUGCUUCAUAAUAUCUUUCUCUAUGAUAGGAGAGUAUUAGAAGUACAAGUUGGCUGGUUAAGUGUCUAACUAAUCUGUUCUCUUUAUGAUGUUCAGAGCUGAGAUUACAUUUUUCUGAUAGAAAAAAGAACUUAGGAUAUUAAAAAUUAUGAAAUAUUAGGCAAACUUCAUAGGAACUUUGCUGAAUCUCAACAUGUAACUUUUUGAAAUAGUGUUCUAGAGCAUUUACUCUCUAAAAUUGAAGCUGGUUCAAGAUUUAUGUGGGUUUGCUUUUGCCAUCUUCUUUGAAAUUUUGUAUAAUAACAAACCUCACAAUGAUGUAGCCUUAGUGGUCAUACUUAAUUUUGCUUUCAGCAUUCUUAUAGUAGAACUUCAGAUCUCAUCUGCAUCCAUACUUUCUCUCCUCUUCUCAUGCAUUGUCAGUUGGGUAUAAAAUGUUUUAUGUAAAACCCAAAUAACAUGAAUUUUUAAGGAUGUGUGUCGAUUCCCAAAUUGAGUUGAGCCCUUUCUGAGUUGAAAACUGAAAGGAACUUUCAUAUGAUCAAAUUCCUUAUUUUAUCAUAUUGCAUAUAAACUAGGAAAAAUUCAUUAUAUUUCUUAUACGCUUAGAUAACAUGUAAACCAGGAAAACUUUGGCUGUUGCUCAUGUUGCCAAUGCUUAUAUGGAACAGAAGCAAUCAUUAUCUCUCCAAUUAGGGUUCUUCCAUUUGGCGAGCAAGGUGUAGUCUAAUUUUCAGCAGCAAGGGUAUUUCAACAGCUUGGUCAAUUGCAUUUUUUUGCUGCUUUCUAAAUGAGAUGUAAUGCUGCAAAAGAAAGGGAACCUCACUUGCACCACGCUCUGGCAGCUAAAAAUAUGCUUGUGAAGUGUGAUGAUGUUUAAUAGCCUGCCAUCAGACACAAUUUGUUGAGGAGUAUUUGGAAUCUUUUGGGGAUUAUGGGAUACAGUUUAGAGCUGAAAAGUAGUUCAAGGCAGCAUCAAACCUCAAAAAUAGUGAAGGAGAAGUUCCAAUCACCCCAAGCAAAUCAAAGUCUAAAGUUUCAAGACAAGUUUAAAGUAGAAAAUUCUAUUGGUGAUCUGCAUACAAUAGUACAACCGAAUGUUAAUGAAGGAUCUUUGUUCCAACGGAAAUUUUCUGCUGGUCACCAAAAGCAGCACACCAGUAGAAAGGCAACUAAAGAUGAUGAGCUUGUCAAGCACAUGUCGAAUUUGCCAGGUUAUCUCCAGCGCAUUGAAAAAGGAGAAAACCUUCAAGAAAAGGCUUUGAAUUUUGGAGUUCUUGAUUGGGAGCGCUUAGAACAAUGGAAGCAUAACCAGAAGCAUGUGCCAGAAAGAGGCAGCACAAAUGCAUCGUCCACCGGUAGUAAUUCAUCAUUGGUUUCGUCAAUUGGAUCAUCUACCUUGUCUAGUAGAGAUCAGAAUGGGACUCGCAUUCGUCACAGUAAGCAACACUUGUCAUCUUGUUCUAAUAUUAGUUCAUCUCAUAAGGGAGAUCUUUCUCAAGGUGCCAAACUAGCCCGAGGGAAGGUUACAUGCCUUAAAGAUUUUGAAACUUCACCAAAUAGCAACUUGGGUAGGCAGCGAAAACUCCCCUAUACAGACAAGCCUUUUAGCAGAAGUUAUUCGGAGACAUUGCGCAAGAAAAAGGAUGUAGAUCAAAAGAUGUCAGAAAUGGGGACUUCAUCGUCAAACCUGAGAAAGCAUGGGGUUUCAUUGAGUACAAAGAAACAGAUGAGUAGUUCAGAUGCUAAAAUUGAGAAGAGAGUUGAAGUGUCAGAAGAAUCAGAUUCUGAUCUUGCUCGCAAACAUUGCUCAGACAAGCAUAAGAACAUUGUUCUCCUUUUACCCACUAAUCUCCCUCAAAACAGUUCUUCAGAGGCAUUUCAGCUCCCAGAAGGCAGAAAAUUAUUUGAUGAAAAAUCAACAGUAAAUUUUCCAAAACGCAUUUCAGGUGACUUUUCUCCUGAGAAGAUUCACUCAGUGGGACUCCCUUCUGAAAUUCCACACUCUUGUCCACUUCCCUGUAGAGAGGAGUUGUACACCAACUCAGAUAUGAAACCACAAUCCAUGAACAUCACUCAGGGAAUGGAGCUUCCAUCUAAUGCAUGUCACAUGUCUCCAUGUUCAAGAGAGAAACCAACCAUGCAAUCUGAAGGCAAGUCAGAAACAAAACCUAUGAAUUCAGCUGUAAACGAGAUGUCCAAAAAACAGGACCUGGAAACUGCCAAAGGAAGAAAUCCGUCACCUAAUCGCCGGUUUACCCUUGGCCUAGCUAGGAUGAGCAGAAGCUUCAGUUUUAAGGAGGGCUCUGCUCUUCCACAAUUGAGCUCUACAUAUGCUACAGUCAGGUCUGGUCCGGCAAAAUCUGAAUCUUCUGCUUGUUCAGUUAACUCAAGCAGAGAAAAGGCAAAUGCUAAUAGCAGAGCCAGGUCGAGUCCUUUAAGAAGGUUACUGGACCCGCUACUGAGACCCAAGGCAGCAAACCUACUCCAAUCUGCUGAGACUGUCCAGGCAUUGGAAGGAAGCUUAUGUAGACCUUUAGACUUCUGUCAAUCUCUUCAUAAUGAGAAGCAUGAGGCAUCAACAAUCCAAGCCGUUUUGCAACUUACAAUGAAGAAUGGACUCCCUUUGUUUAAAUUUGUGGUCAACGACAAAAGCACAAUUCUUGCUGCCACUGUGAAAGAACUAACUGCAUCUGGGAAGGAUGAUUCGAGCUGGAUUUACACAUUUUACUCUGUUCAUAAAAUUAAAAAGAAGAGUGGAAGCUGGAUGAGUCAAGGUAGCAAAGGGAACAGUUCUAGUUAUGUCUAUAAUGUUGUGAGUCAGAUGAAUGUUUCCAGCUCUCAUUUCACAGAGUCUGAACAGAACCUCAAGAACCAAUACACAGUGAAAGAGUCUGUCUUGGUUGGUGUUGACCUAAGACAAGGAAAAGAGGAAACACCGGAGUUUAUGCCAAACAGGGAGCUUGCAGCCAUUGUCAUCAAAAUUCCAAUUGAGAACUUGAACCAUGGAGGGGAUAGCAAUAAAAAUAAAGAUCUAAUGGGGAAAGGAUUCAAAGAAUGUUUGCCUGAAGAUAGAUGCUCUUGUAAAUUAGGAGAAAAUGGGGAUCCUUUUAGCACCACUGUCAUUCUUCCAAGUGGUGUGCAUGGGUUGCCCAGUAGAGGAGCACCUUCACCUUUGAUCGAUCGAUGGAAGUCUUCUGGAUCAUGUGAUUGCGGAGGUUGGGAUAUUGGUUGCAAACUUCAAAUUCUCACCAGCCAAGAUCACUGUUGUUGGACUUCAAGAUUGCCCAACCAUUGCAAUGUCACAAAUCGUUUUGAUCUUUUUGUUCAGGGAGGAGGGUAUCAAGAAAAGAAGCCCAUCUUCAGCAUGGUGCCAUUCAAGGAGGGAAUUUACUCGGUUGAAUUCAAUGCAACAAUCUCUCUGAUACAGGCAUUCUCCAUUUGCGCAGCAGUUACAAGCCAACAAAAAUCACCUGUUCUCUCAGAAGCCAUUAUGUCAGAAGCAGGACUUUCGGAGGAACCCAUUCCAGAUGGAUGUGAUGGAGUAAAGACUCCCACUCUCCUCAAAGGGGAUGCUGGUUCAAAGUUUGUCCCAUAUCCUCCCCUCUCUCCUGUUGGAAGAGUCUAGUCCCAUGGUUGCAAACAGCAAUUGGAGGAAGACAACAUUUGUGCCCGUUUUAGUUUUGUAACUUCUGUAGUAUCAGCGGUAAGACAAUCCAUGUAUGUACCAAAUAAAGGCAAUACAACAUAUAACAUCAGCAUUUUGAAAGCGUGUGAACAACAUGCCUGGGAGAGUAACUACUAACGACUGCCAUGCUUAUGCAGAGGGAAUCACAGGGUGCUUCCGUAGACUUAUUCUCUUGGCAUGCCGCAUCUCUUCAGCACACUACUUCUGAAUAGAUGCGACCAUUUUGGCUUGCUGAGAAGAUGGAGAAUCAAAACCAAGGAAAUUAAGUUAGUACUUAGUGGUUUGCCUCGAAUUGAAGUAUAUAGCCAAAAUAUUGUUAUGUCCUUGUUGAUAACUGAUUGUGUCCCAGAAUUGUACUCUUAUUGUCAACUAACCUCUAAGCGCAAGGACUUUAAAUUUAUAGUACCUAAUUCAGAUGGUCAAACCUUGAGAAAUUAGUU
Vitis riparia (riverbank grape) is the source of this 4247-nucleotide messenger RNA. RefSeq lists its product as uncharacterized. Lineage: Eukaryota; Viridiplantae; Streptophyta; Magnoliopsida; Vitales; Vitaceae. Bases 1054 to 3747 code for a protein of 897 amino acids. The transcript has 3 exons. The record is from RefSeq and is a predicted model, not a curated record.